This is a messenger RNA of Aspergillus nidulans FGSC A4, 411 nucleotides long. Its product is annotated as aegerolysin family protein. Gene Ontology annotation, biological process: symbiont-mediated hemolysis of host erythrocyte. NCBI's taxonomy places the organism in Eukaryota, Fungi, Ascomycota, Eurotiomycetes, Eurotiales, Aspergillaceae. The coding region runs from base 1 to 411 and encodes 136 amino acids. The record is from RefSeq and is a predicted model, not a curated record. The transcript has 2 exons.
AUGACCAUUCCCGCCGAAGGCCUCGGCGAGGUUUGCGCCACCGGUCGCCGCGGCAGUGAAGGCUGGCUUGAUCUGUUUGACGGCGACAAGAAGAUAUGCGAACUACACUGGGAUAACCGUGCCGAGCGGCGCUGGAAUGACUUUGAAGUGCUGGAGCCGGAUGAGGGCUAUCGAGUUGAGUGUUCGGGGUGGAGUAGCGAGAGGGGUCCGCUUGGCCAUGUCUUUGUGGAUGUGAGUGAAGCACGGAAGGAGGAAUUGCGCAGGGAGAAGGAGCUUGGCGGGCUGAGGGUCUUUGAGGGCCCUGGGGUCGGCGAGAAGAGUGUGGACGUGGAUGUGGCGGAGGAGGUUCCUGUGUUGGGGGGGUUGGGGGGGAUCGGUGGGAAUAUCACGAUGGGUGGUUUUAUAUCAUAG